GGAGAGAGAGGAGGCAGUGCCCAGGGAGCUGAGCUGUCCAAUGCAGAGAAGCCCCAGGACCCUGCUGGAGGAUGAGAGUAGCUGGAUAUAAAAGCCAUGAUCCAGGUCCUCACAGCCACUGAUCCCGCCCUUGUCCCUAGUGUGGCUAUCCUAAUUUACCUGAGCUCUAAGUACCAGACCCCGGACCACUGGUACUCAGCUGACCUGCAGGCCCGCGCACGCAUCCAUGAGUACCUGGGUUGGCAGGCCGACUGCAUCCGUCGCGUCUUCGGUGCGCCUCUGUGGAUCCAGGUACUAGCACCUCUCAUUGGGGUUCAGGUGCCCAAGGAGAAGGUGGAGCACAAUAGGACCGCC
This is a messenger RNA of Pteropus alecto (black flying fox), 354 nucleotides long. Its product is annotated as glutathione S-transferase theta-2-like. Lineage: Eukaryota; Metazoa; Chordata; Mammalia; Chiroptera; Pteropodidae. The annotation marks the transcript as partial. Gene Ontology annotation, biological process: glutathione metabolic process. Gene Ontology annotation, cellular component: cytoplasm. Gene Ontology annotation, molecular function: glutathione transferase activity. The record is from RefSeq and is a predicted model, not a curated record. The transcript is spliced from 2 exons.